This is a messenger RNA of Esox lucius (northern pike), 863 nucleotides long. RefSeq names its product translocator protein (gene tspo). The transcript has 5 exons. The record is from RefSeq and is a predicted model, not a curated record. Gene Ontology annotation, cellular component: mitochondrial outer membrane. Bases 189 to 683 code for a protein of 164 amino acids. NCBI's taxonomy places the organism in Eukaryota, Metazoa, Chordata, Actinopteri, Esociformes, Esocidae.
GAUAUGUACAAACACAGAAUCCUAGCCAUUACUUUAUGUGCUAAUUAAAUCACUUCUGUUUUUAAACCAAUAUCGCCCGUCUACUAGAACGAAGCAGCCGGCUAACGCUCGAACUGCAUACUACAAGCUUACAACAUUCUUAAAGCUAUUGAGUUAAACUAUAAGGGAGGCUAGACUAGAUUACAGACAUGUCGUGGCUGCCGAUGCUUGGCCUGACUGCCCUGCCUCAUCUUGGUGGGCUUUAUGGAGGUUACGUGACCCGCAAGCAAGUGAAGACUUGGUAUACGACUCUCAACAAGCCGUCAUGGCGUCCCCCAAAUGCUGCGUUCCCGAUAGUGUGGACCACCCUCUACACAGGCAUGGGGUAUGGCUCCUAUCUUGUGUGGAAGGAAUGUGGGGGCUUCACUCAGGAUGCUGUGGUACCUUUGGGACUUUAUGGGCUCCAGCUGGCUCUCAACUGGGCCUGGACUCCUAUCUUCUUUGGAGCACACAAGUUGAAAAUGGCACUCAUAGAGCUAGUGAUGCUGACUGGUACUGUUGGAGCCACUUUGGCCUCCUGGUAUCCUGUCAAUCGCACUGCCAGCCUGCUUCUGGUCCCCUACUUGGCCUGGCUGUGCUUGGCCACUUCUCUCAACUACUGCAUCUGGAGGGAUAACCCAGAAAAGGAUGAAAAGAAGGAAUAGGCUGCACUAUGCUCUCUACUUGGCUUUUGCCCAGAUCUGAAGUAUCUUUAUUUUUACUCAUAUAACCAUUGAAGUGUAUGACACUCUAAACAAAAAUGUGUUCUUAAUGGUUGCACGUACAGUGAAUAUUGUAUUUUUGGUUUCAAACACUUAUAAAUAAAGGACAUUUUCCAAACAGAA